This is a messenger RNA of Alosa sapidissima (American shad), 2637 nucleotides long. It is a transcript of the gene pex14, whose product is annotated as peroxisomal biogenesis factor 14. Gene Ontology annotation, molecular function: signaling receptor binding. Gene Ontology annotation, biological process: protein import into peroxisome matrix, docking. Gene Ontology annotation, cellular component: peroxisomal membrane; peroxisomal importomer complex. The record is from RefSeq and is a predicted model, not a curated record. NCBI's taxonomy places the organism in Eukaryota, Metazoa, Chordata, Actinopteri, Clupeiformes, Clupeidae.
UUGGAUGCUGAUCACGAUCUGCUAGUUCGCCUGUGAGGCGAGUAUAGUUGAUUGCCUAUUACCUACGGCUCUGAUGCAUGUUAGCUAGCUAGCUAGCUGUACAUCGAAGAAGAUGGCAUCCUCUGAACAACCUGAACACCAAAUACAGAAUGGCUCAUCCAUCAGAGAAGACGCCACUACGCGGGAAGCUUUGAUUGCAACAGCAGUUAAAUUUCUGCAGAACCAGAAAGUUCGUCAGAGUCCCUUGGCCACCCGAAAAGCAUUCUUGAAGAAGAAAGGUCUGACAGAUGAGGAAGUGGAGCAGGCCAUCCAGCGCGCGGGCGUCACGGACGAGCCGCAGGCCUUGGCCCCCACCCCCUGGGGCCCCCCCCACCUCAUACACCCCUCCCAGCUGGCCCCUAUACCACACAGUGCUCCAGGGUACAGAUGGAGAGACUACGGCGCUCUGGCCAUCAUCAUGGCUGGCAUGGCCUUUGGCUUUCAUCACCUCUACCGGAAGUACAUCCUUCCCCUCAUUAUGGGCAGCCGCGAGGACAAGAAGCAUCUGCAGCGCAUGGAGGCCAGCAUGGCGGAGAUGAGUGGCACGCUGACACAGACAGUCACCCAGCUGCAGGUGACCCUGGCCUCGGUGCAGGAGCUGCUGGUGCAGCAGCAGCAGAAGAUCCAGGAGCUGUCUAACGAGCUGACCACCUGUCAGGCCUCCUCCACCACCAAUCGCAUGCUGGAGUCCCAGACUGUUAAUGAGCUGAAGGCGGAGAUAGCGUCCCUCAAAGGCCUUCUCCUGAGCAGGAGACAAUUCCCAGCGUCCCCCUCCGUCCCCAAGAUCCCCUCCUGGCAGAUCCCACUGAAGCCCACCUCCCUGUCCAACCCGCCGUCGCUCAACCACACCAACAGCAGCAGCGACAUCUCCCCGGUCAGCAACGAGUCGGCCGGCUCCUCGCCGAUCAAGGACUCCCACAGCGCCGCGGCCACGCCCUCGGGCUCGCACAUCCUCAACGGGGAGCCCGGCUUGGGCGCCAUGCUUCCGCUGGACCUGAAGGACCAGGUGCGCAUGGAGGUGCAGGGCGAGGAGGAGAAGAGGGAGGAGGUGGAGGAGGAGGACGAGGACGAAGACGAGGAAGAGGAGGAUGACGACGACGUGACCCGGGCGGACGAGGAAGAGCACCUGAGCGUCCAGACGGAGGACAGGAGGGGAGGGGACGGACAGUUCCACGAGCAGGUGGACAAGCUGCGGCGCCCGGAGGGAGCCAGCAACGAGAGCGAGGUGGACUAGAACACACACACACACACACACACACACACACACACACACACUCAAACAAACACAUGUAUAUAUACUCUCGCUUACUCACAUUGCCACAUACAAACCAAUGCCAUAAUGGUCCUGCUCCGCUUCCAAUUUACGUGUGUUGUGUGUCUCCUAGACUGGCCUACCCUCGUCCUCCUCACACUCACACACUCACCCCCAGUGUGCAGUGUGUCGGAGGAGAGAGAACAGCGAAAAACCUUCCGUCCUUCUUAGGAGUCGUGGCUCAACAUCCUCUUUUUCUCUUUUUUAAUCUUUUUUUUUUUUUUUUUUUUUAAAUCGUCAUGCAGCAUAACAGCCAUAACAGCACAAAGUUUAUUGCAUGUCUGGGCAAGAAGCGAGCGCACACUGUGGAAUUCAGCCCACAGUAUGAAUGAGAGAGGGGGACGGAGACUGGAGAAGAAAGAACAUGUUUCACUUCAACGGUUAGAUCAACACCAAGCCCUAUUUUUCUUUUUUUUUUUUUAGUUUCUGGGUUUGUUUGAGUGCAUCUCGCUGAUGGUUAUCUGCACGCACCGCACAUGUCCAGAGCAUCCACUGCUUACCAUCUCGGGUCACCUUAUGAUGUGUAAUUACUAGCGCUGUCUACUCUAAAUGUAACAUUAUACUCUGCUAGUAAAACAAACUAUAAUGUUUAACACAGACUGAAGAGGCUAUAUAUAUAUAUCUAUAUCUAUAUAUAUAUAUAUAUAUAAAUGCCUAACGAUGGACACCAAAGAGUAAAUGUACAUUUCACUUCGCUCCCUGGGGACACAGCUCAGCUUGUUUGUAUUUUCAUCACUUUUAAUGGUAACAUGUAAGGGUAAGACGCAUGCAAAGGACAUUAUCACAUAUUGUUGGUCACCUGCAUCACCAGUCUGCGGUGAGCUUUAUGUUAUGUCUGUGAUACAAUAGGCCUUUUUCUGCUUUCUGUAAGGACAUCAAAAAUAACGUCACGGUGAUCUCUGAGGGUGAUUUUUUUUGUUUUCUCUUUGUGUUAUUGUUUGGGUGGGGAGCGGAAGGGGGAUGAUGGGGGCAGGUUGACCGUGUGUGUGUGUGUGUGUGUGUGUGUGUGUGUGUGUGUGUGUGUGUGCCCUAGCGUGUGUAUUGGAGCGUGCACACACACACAUUCACUGUAGGAGCGAGGAAGAUAAAUGCUGUUUUUUAUGGGCUCCUUCUUCUCCCUCUCUCUCUCCCUCUCUCUCUCUCUGUCUUUCUCUCCCUCCCUCUCUCUCUCUCUCUCCGCACACAGGGCUGAGGAGAGCAGCGGCUGGCGGCUCCGCUGCGUCCCGGCAGUCUCCAGCAGGGCGGGCUGAUUUGGUUUAUGAAGUCUGUUAAUAAUCAAAUGAUCA